Molecule: messenger RNA, 663 nt
Organism: Hevea brasiliensis (rubber tree)
Lineage: Eukaryota; Viridiplantae; Streptophyta; Magnoliopsida; Malpighiales; Euphorbiaceae
Exons: 3
Coding region: 1-663 (220 amino acids)
Source: RefSeq, a predicted model, not a curated record
AUGAGGUUGGCUAUAGGUGCACACCUCCACGAUCAGUACUCUUCUUCUUCUCAAGCUUUGGUUUCUAGCACUAAUAGUGUUAUCUUCUCUCUUUCUACACCACCAAAUGUUGCUAAGUUCAUCUCUGUGAAAUUAAAUUCCUCAAACUAUGUCCUUUGGAAAGCACAGUUGGUACCAUUACUGCAUGGGUACAAUUUGUCUCGUUAUAUUUCUGACACUGCCACUCCGCCAUCCCAAUUUCUUGAAGAUAAUAAGCCUAAUCCUGAGUAUGAUCUCUGGACACUCGCCGAUCAGCUCGCAGCUCUUCAAGCACCAGUGUCUGAUGAAACUCUAGUUAAUGACAUUCUUGAAGGGUUAGGCAGUGAGUAUCGUCCCUUUAUUCGGGCCAUCGAGGCUCGGAAUGUUCCAAUUGAAUAUGAUGAUCUUUAUGCUUUAUUGUUAACUGAAGAAACUCAACUAAAAAUGGAGGCGCUAGUUGUAUCCUCUUCAAUUCCACCAUCGGCACAUGUGGCCACAAAGACACCACAUCAACAUGGUGGCAGGUCUCAAGUUCGUGGUCAUAGUAAUAAGCCACCUUAUGGUACCAACUCUUCCUCUACUGCACAAGUGUCACCUAAUAUUGUUUGUCACAAUUGUCGUGGUCAUGGCCACAUUGUAAGGUAG